Paramecium pentaurelia is the source of this 224-nucleotide messenger RNA. NCBI's taxonomy places the organism in Eukaryota, Ciliophora, Oligohymenophorea, Peniculida, Parameciidae. The record is from the annotation of a GenBank genome assembly.
AUGAAAUUUUCAAUUAAAUAUAAAGUAUUUAAUUUCCAAAUUAUAAUUAGGCAAGGAUCUUUAUCAACAGCUGCAAAAUAAUUUGCAUCUUCAGAGAAACAAAAGAUAGAGCGCAAACCUUAUCCUUUAAUUAAUACAUCUAUUUUUUUAAAUUUGGUUAAUUCCCAUCUAAUAAUUUAAGUCAAAGAACCAGAUACUAAUUAUAAACCAUCAGGAGAUAUUGA